This is a messenger RNA of Morus notabilis, 1279 nucleotides long. RefSeq names its product 1-aminocyclopropane-1-carboxylate oxidase homolog 4. The coding region runs from base 78 to 1163 and encodes 361 amino acids. The record is from RefSeq and is a predicted model, not a curated record. Lineage: Eukaryota; Viridiplantae; Streptophyta; Magnoliopsida; Rosales; Moraceae. The transcript has 2 exons.
AAUCAAAUAACUUAUAAGUAGACACUAAUCUACAGAUACAGAUACAGAGAGCACAAAAAUAUUAACAACGAACGACCAUGACCGACCACGAAGAGUUGUACAGCAGAGCCAAAGAGCUAAAACGAUUCGAUGACACUAAGACCGGAGUCAAAGGUCUCGUUGACUCCGGCCUCAACACAAUCCCACCCAUCUUCGUCCACCCGCCGGAGACCUUAUCCGACCUCAAACCAGACCCGAAAGCCCGACCCGUAUCGAUACCUGUAAUCAACCUCGCCGGCUUCGGCUCCCCUCCUCGGCGGGCCGAGGUCGUCGACAAGGUGACCCGCGCCGCCAGGGAGCACGGCUUCUUUCAGAUAGUCAACCACGGGAUUCCGGCGGCUAAGCUCGACCGUACGAUCGCCGCCGUGAAGGCCUUCCACGAGGGACCGGCGGAGGUGAAGGCGAGGCUGUACCGGAGGGAUGCCGGCGCCGGCGUGACGUACAUGUCGAACGUGGACCUCUACCAAUCGAAGGCCGCCAGCUGGCGCGACACGCUGACCGUGAGGCUUGGGCCUGACCCGCCGGUGACGGGAGAAUUGCCCGAGGUGUGUAGGGAGGCGCUUGUGGAGUGGGACGGGGAGGUGAUAAGGUUGGGAGCGGUGGUUAUGGAACUGUUGGAGGAAGGGCUGGGAUUGCGUGCGGGCAGGUACAGGGAGUUGACGUGUUUAGAGGGAAGGAUUAUGGUGGGCCACUACUACCCGCGCUGUCCUCAGCCUGAUCUGACGGUGGGGCUUGCUUCGCAUGCUGAUCCUGGAGUUUUGACGGUGUUGCUGCAAGAUCACAUGGGUGGGUUGCAGGUUAAGACCGGUGGGCAAUGGGUGGAUGUUAAACCUGUCCCUGGAGCAAUUGUUAUCAACGUUGGAGAUCUACUUCAGAUUAUGACUAACGAUCAAUAUAAGAGCGUGGAGCAUAGAGUAGUGGCCAAUCAAUCGGAAGAACCACGAGUGUCUAUUGGAGUUUUCUUAAACCCUGGAAAAAGAGAGGAGACAUAUGGCCCUUUGCCAGAGCUGAUAUCGUCCAACAAACCAGCGGCGUAUCAACAGUUCACAUUCUCAGAGUUCAUGCGAAGGUUCUUCACUAAGGAAUUGGAUGGCAAAUCAUUGAAAAAUUUCUUUAGGAUUUGAAUUUGUAUCAGCAGAUAGAAUAGAUUAAUCUAGUUAUUUUCCAUAAAUACUGCUAAAAUAUAUGUAUGCAUCUUCGAACGCUUAUGCAGCAGAAUAAAAUCUCCCGAUUCCAUAAA